AUGAAAAUUGAAUGUGAGUGGGAUGAGCUGAAGCAAUUGGUUGAGACAACUGGAUUAAAAACCAUGACAUAUGUUGAUGUCUGGGCAAAGCUUUUCAGUUCUUCAAAGAAAGAAUCUCUGAGCAACAUCCUACAUGUUGCUGAAAUUCUCCUGGUUGUUCCAAUCAGUAACGCAACUCUUGAGCGCAUGUUCUCAACAAUGAAUCUUAUCCACAGUGAUUGGAGAAAUUGCUUAGGAGAAAAGAGGGUUGAGAAUCUGCUAAGAAUUUGGGUGGAAGGGCCCGCACCAGAAAAAUUUGAUGCACAACCAGUGCUUGCAAGAUGGACUGAGAAAUGUGCCACACAACGAAGGCCUAAUGUGAGGCCAAGUGGGCCGAGAGCAUCUGGUUCUAAGACUAAAAGAAAACUGGCUGAAUCUCAGGUUGCUGAAACUGUGAAGAAGCUACUAAAGGACUCAGAGUCCGAUACAACAGAGUUAGAUGUAGACAUGUCUUCAGACAAGACAGACACUGAGUUUGAGUCUGACUGUGAUCUUGUAGAUGUUAGUAUUGACAGUGAUGAAUUCGAGAACUAA
Paramuricea clavata is the source of this 573-nucleotide messenger RNA. NCBI's taxonomy places the organism in Eukaryota, Metazoa, Cnidaria, Anthozoa, Malacalcyonacea, Plexauridae. The record is from the annotation of a GenBank genome assembly.